Messenger RNA from Geodia barretti, 972 nucleotides. The record is from the annotation of a GenBank genome assembly. Lineage: Eukaryota; Metazoa; Porifera; Demospongiae; Tetractinellida; Geodiidae.
AUGGUCACUGCUGUGGCCUUGGGCCCCUAUACCAUUCCCUUUUCAAACACCGCAGACAUUCUCCUGCACCAAUUUGGUAUCGGUGAAGUCUCUGCUCCGGAAGCGGAGCAGGCCAUUGUCGCAUCGAUCCGCCUUCCCCGUAUUGCCCUUGCGCUAAUUGUUGGUGCAGCUCUCGGCGUUGCUGGCGCAGUGAUGCAGGGACUCUUCAGGAACCCCAUGGCUGAUCCAGGCAUUAUCGGCGUGUCUGCGGGUGGAGCGCUUGGAGCGAUAAUCGCGAUCUCCAGCGGUGCGCAGGCGGCCUUUGUGCUGGCGUUACCCGCCAUGUCUUUUGCUGGCGCCGGUGGGACUCUUGCCCUGGUAUACGCGAUCGCCUCCGUGGGUGGCCGGUUUUCCAUGUCGGCCCUCCUACUGUGUGGCGUAGCUGUGGGAGCGUUUAUCGCGGCCAUCAUCUCCGCCAUAAUCCUGUUCACGGAGAACCUGGAGGCACAGCGAGAUAUGCUGUUCUGGCUGGCCGGAGGCUUGGACGCCACUCGCUGGGGAGACGUUCACCUGUCGCUGCCCUUCAUUGCUUUCGGCGUGGCAAUCUCCGUAUUUCUGUCAAGGGAUCUGAAUCUCCUGAUGGUCAGCGAGGACGAGGCUCGCUCUUUAGGGGUUCGCGUAGGUCUGACUCGCAACACCCUUCUGGCGGCCGCAUCGCUGAUUACCGGAACGGCGGUAGCGUUUUCCGGGACGAUAGCCUUUGUGGGACUGAUAGUCCCGCACGCCCUCCGCCUGAUCACUGGAGCCGACAAUCGCGUGCUGGUGCCGCUAAGUGCGCUGGGGGGCGGCGUUUUCAUGCUCGCUGCGGACACGCUGGCCCGCAUGGUCAUUUCGCCCGCCGAGGUGAGUGUCGGGAUCAUCACAGCCCUGGUUGGCGCACCAUUCUUCCUGAUGCUGCUUGCUCGAAACAAGGCAAGGGCGUCCAUGCUGUAA